AUCACAUUCUUCAUGCUGCUGUCAGCAGUGUGUGUGAUGCUCAACCUGGCGGGCUCCAUCCUCUCCUGCCAGAAUGCUCAGCUGGUCAACUCCCUGGAAGACUGUCAGCUGCUCAAGUUUGACAGCGAUGGAGUGUGUGUUUGCUGCGAGCUACAGCAGCAGAGUUCGAGCUGCAACAACCUGGGAGAGACUCUGAAACUCAAUCCACUAAGGGAUUGCAAUACCAUUCGCCUACGUCUCAAGGAGCUGCUGUUCAGCGUAUGUGCCCUUAAUGUCAUCUCCACCAUUGUGUGCGCUCUAGCCACUGCCAUGUGCUGUAUGCAAAUGGUCUCAACUGAUGUGCUGCAGAUGUUUAUGCCGCACAGAGCGCGAGCCCUAAACGCUGACUGCAUGACCCCCCAUGGAACCAUCCUCCACCAAACACUGGACUUUGAUGAGUUUAUCCCCCCCAUUCCCCCUCCACCAUAUUAUCCCCCUGAGUACACCUGCACCCCCUCAAUGGAUGGACAGAGAGGCCUGCACCUGGACUUUCCCCAUUCUCCCUUCAGUGCCAUUUAUGGGGUGCCCAUCAACAGCCCAGGGACCCUGUACCCAACUGACCUGCCGCCUCCGUAUGAGUCAGUGGUGGGGCAGACCCCUGCCAGCCAGGUCACCACCAGCAUAGAGCAACAGGCUACUGAGUCCAGUUUGUGUGAGAGAAACACCACUGCAGGUCUCAGCACUCAGGCCUCAGUGGACAGUGCAUCACUGAUGGUGUCAGAGGUGGCCGAUCAGGACCAGACCUGCUCUUCAGAGGACUUGUGCUCCCUGGAGGUCCAGGGCUCUGACUCUUCUCCUUAUGGCACACUCCACACUGCCCCCACUGAUGGAAGCUGCACCAGCCUGGAACUUUGCACACGUGACUCGUCACGGUGCCGUCGUGGCCUGCGUAACACGGAUACCCGCCCCAGUGAUACCGGAUACAGUGAGUCCUCACACACCCAGGAGUCUCUGGAACGCUCUCCAGACUGGUCCUCAGAAAACUUUAGCAAUCUGGACCAGGAGGAUUCCACAGAAAACACACAUCCAUGUGAGGAACUCAGGGCUGCAAUGCACAUAUGUGAUGAGCUUGCGUCGGCCAAACAUUUACCAGAGGAGCCACCUAAAGCAUCGACGCAUACCCUCAUUAAAGCACGAAUGAUGAGCCGGAAGCUCACGCUCCCUGUCACUAUCCCCCCACCACCUCAGCCUUGUUCCCCCACCUCUGUGGCCUCCUCUGGUGGAACUUCAGCCAUUAGCCCACUGGCUCCUUCACCUUCCCCUCCUAGCAGGCCACGCGGCCCCAGGUUGUGUUUUAGUGUUUGGUCAGCUUCCUCUACAUCACAACCCCCCUCUACCUCAGUCCAAAGUGGCCUCUCGCCCUCAGAGAGGCCUCGGGGGCUCCGAGCAGCCAGGAGGUACCGCAAGCUGGCACGCAUUGUCCGCUCCACCAGCGACCCUAUCUCCUGCUCCUCAACAAUAGGAGGAGAAAAUAGUGGCUCCGCCUCUGCAAAUAACCCUGCUGAUGAAGCUUCAGCUCAUACAUCACCAGAACAAGAACCAAGAGACAUGUCAGCAGAGGUAGGUGGAGCUAAACCCAGUCACACAUGUGUCAGAAAGCAGCAGAAAGAGGACAGGAAAAUUGAUAUCCAACUUAAACCCCGAUCCCUGCACACACACUCCUCCCAUGAACGCCCACACUCCCUGGCUGACCUUAAGAUGUACAAAGACACCAAAAUAUUGGUGGCCAAGUUUCUGGAGCAUUCAAGCUGCAGUCUACCUCCUGAAGUCCAGCAGGUUGUCAACAACAUCAAGUGUGUCAUCAAGUCGGAUGAGAAACACAUGGAGGAGGCCAUCUUUAGUGCCAAUGUCAUAGAUCAGGUGAUGACCCAGCGCAUCAUAGGCAGUCCCCGGAAGCGAAACCACGAGGAUCUUCACCUCCAGAGCUGCGGCGCUUUGAGUUCAUCCCCGUCCCCUUCCAUGCGCCGUCCAAAACACCUCCCACAAACAACCAGCGCCUCCACCAACCCACUGGACUCCCCCUCCUCUGAACAAAGCCUUGAGUGCAGAGAAACUAUUCUCUGACCACUCUCCCAGCAAGGACUUGGGUCAAAACUCCGAGGGCAUUUCAGGGCGCUGGAGUUGCAGACACGCUGUGCUGUGCAGCAGAUGUCUGUAGAGUAAUUAAUAACUCUUCGGACACUGUGAGAUCAUUUAUUUGUACAGUGUGACUGGAGCACAGGCAAGCUGAAAUGCUCUCAUGCUGUAUCUCCUAGUGCCCUGUGAGACCGUGCCAAGUCAUCAGCAGAAAUGGUAGCAAACUCAAACUGAGCCUGCCAGUGUCUGUAGUGGCUUCUUUCUCAUCAGAAAAACAAAAGAAUGUUUCUCCCUCAGGGGAUCUUUUCUACUGAGUUUCAUCUCUUAAAAGGAAACAAAAUAUACAACAAUUUGAAUCUGUGACUGAAAGACAAAGGAGAUUUUGUUUUCAGUAUUCCUCUUGUCCUCAUAAGAAACAGAGAGAACUGAACCGACUGGGCAUUACUAGCCAUUGUUUGCAGACUUUGUGGAACUGUUACUCAUAUGGUGGUGAAUAUUUUGUGGUGUUGCUGGUUCAAAAACAUCACAGAUGUGGAUUAUUUAACUUACCUCAUUGUGUUACAA
Molecule: messenger RNA, 2679 nt
Organism: Toxotes jaculatrix (banded archerfish)
Lineage: Eukaryota; Metazoa; Chordata; Actinopteri; Toxotidae
Gene: entrep2
Product: family with sequence similarity 189 member A1
Exons: 10
Coding region: 13-2103 (696 amino acids)
Source: RefSeq, a predicted model, not a curated record